UAGAACCCAAUGUACAUAAUAUACGGACCUUGAAUACCUCGAGAUAUAGGGUUUCUAACGAUCAGAUUUCAUCCUCGCCCAAUCACUAUCUCUCUAUACCUAUAAAGACAAGAAGGAACCUGGAGAUUUGAGAAUAUUUUUCAGAUUUUACUCUCUAGUCUCUACUCACCUCUAUAAAUUUGAGAGUGCUCCAGCCACCUCCACAGUGUUUCCAUUUUAAACGUGAAAUAAACAUACCAAUUUUAUUCUAUAAUUAUUCUAGAAAAAUUUUCAUUUAUCGAAAACUUGCUAACUGAACUGUAAUCGUCCAACAUACUUCCUGUAAAUGCAAAAUGAAAACUGAUUUUCAAAGUAUCUUAUCUUAUCACGAAAAUAUUUGAUCAAAAUAAAUCCAAAUCUAUGUCUUUCAAGUGCACUAAACUUGGAAAUUAUAAAUCUCAAUCAAAAGUCAAUGCAUACUGAUGAAUUUAAAUACAGCUAUGGAUGCCAAGAUCGUGCAUUUUUUGACAGUUUUAUUCAUAUUUCACACGGUUACUUCAUCAGCUGAUACAUCACAGAUUCAAGAUGACAAAGAAAUUUUGGAAAACAUCCAUACCGAGAAUGGGCUUGAGUACAGAAAUGCGACUAUGCUAUCAACAAUAAAUGACCUGGUAAAGGAAACCCAAAAAAUGAAAAUAGCAACUCACAAACAUCGCUUUUUAGCUCAGCUUUACACAGACGAGACUGAAAUAAUUAAGCUGAGAGGAAAUACAAGCAAAGAAAUUUCUAAAAUGAUAUAUGAUAUUGAAACCUUGUUUUAUUCUAUUAGAAAAUCACUAGCGAAGGAAAAAAAUCCGGAAACACUGGAUGAUUUAUUCCUUUCGAUGGAGAAUGAAGGGUUAAUAAAAGAACUGGAAAAAUCGCUGAAUCAACUGAAAAACCUGAAAUGGAAAUUAUACGCAAUCAAUAAAGUUAUCUCCCGAUCAUUUAGUCAUAAUGAUGUAUCGACAGCCCUUGAACAAUUCUCACAUGACGAUUCCUCAGAAGUACCUGUACAAAUGAGCUGGAAUAAAGAUGUAAAUGAUGAAGAACCGUUGCUGAAAUUAGAUAUUGAUCGGGAGUGUGACGAAUUGGAGAAACUUCGCAGAUUUUCCUUAAUGGUACAAGAUGAAUUGAAAGAAAUGCCAAAAUUGAAUAAUGGUAUCUCAGAAGAUAACAUGCAGUCGGAAUCCAAUUCACAAAACCCAAUAUCCGAAAGUGCAACCGUACCACUCUGGUUUCUCCAUGAAAGAGACAUCGAAGAGAUUCAACUGAAGUACUUAUCGUGGACGACGUUACUCCAGCAGACCGAUAAAGAGGCAGUGAAUAUACUGAAAAAAGAGAUUGCGAAACGAGGAUACUCAAUAACACUAUUCUGCAAAAUUUUAGCAGAAUAUUACAACUUUACCACUAAAUUAUUGGAGUGUACGUCGCAAGAUGACUCCGAAUGCGAGGAAAUGGUAGUCGCAUUAAUGAAACAUCAACAAUGUCAAGAUGUCGUUCAAAUUUUGGCUGCAAUUGGACUACUCGAUAUCUAACAAUGAACAAUCAACUGGUCGUUUCGUUUACGAGGCAAAAACAGCACCCAAUGUAUUGUACAUAUCGCACCUCGGGAGUAAUAAGGUCACAUCUCAAAAAAAAUUGAUUUUGAUGUUUUUGCAUUUUUGGGGUUUGUAUGACCCCCCUCAACCAAAAAUUACACUUUGAGAUGGGUACAUCAUCUAGAUCUUGUAAAAAACGCAAAUGGCCUAACUCAAAAUCUCAACAACAUUGCAAGUUGUUUGGAGUUAUAAGGGCACAUCUCAAAAAACUCCUCCUUUUUUGAGCAAAUUUUGUACAUACUCGUAAAAAGUGUUAACAAAUAGUUUUGAUUGUUUUAAAUGUUUGUCAGUUAGAAAUAGUCACAAGGAGUGCAUUUUUUAUUGGUUUGUACCAAAUGGAAAAAUUUUUUUAAAUUGAUCACUUUUCAGAAAAAUGAAUUUGCACAUAUCAUGAAAUUUUAGUUUUUUGAGAAGAACUCAAAAACUAAGCACUUUAGAAAAAAACUAACGACAUUAUGUCGAUUGGAAAUUUAAUUCUCUACAAUUUUGUUGUCAUGAAAUUUCUUUUGGACGCUUCCUUUCGCCUCCACAUCAACUUUAAUGAAAGGUUAUAACUCAAAAUGUUUUCCAAACAUUGAAAUAUUUCCUCUUUAAGAUUUUAUUUUUCAAAGUGUUCUUAUGCUAAAUGAAGGUAGGAUACCAGAUCUUUAAAAUGAGGUGCUAUUGAUUCCUCACAAUUAAUUAUAAGUUGAUAAAAAUAAUGAAUCAAGUUUUUAAAAAAAAGAAAAUCACCCUCCUGUAAAAUUUCACUUUUUUGAGAUGUGACCUUAUAACUCCCGAGGUGCGAUAUACAGACCUUGAGUACCUCAAGAUACAGGGUUUCUAUGUUUCUAACGAUCAGAUUUCAUCCUCGCCCAACCAGUAUCUCUCUACAAAGACAAGAAGGAACCUAGAGAUUUGAGAAUAUUUUUCAGAUUUUACUCUCUGUUCACCUUUAUUAAUUUGAGAGUGUUUCAGCCAAGUUCAGCCACCACGACAGUGUUGCCAUUGUAAACGUGAAAUGAAAUGUAAUUGAAUCGAUUUUUUUUUACUUGGACUGUAAAUUUCACGACAGUGGUGAAUUUAAAAGGAAUUUUCUUUGAAUUUAUUGAAAAAUACAGUAUUUUGACUUUUUCA
This is a messenger RNA of Planococcus citri (citrus mealybug), 2735 nucleotides long. RefSeq lists its product as uncharacterized. The transcript is spliced from 5 exons. Bases 462 to 1556 code for a protein of 364 amino acids. The record is from RefSeq and is a predicted model, not a curated record. NCBI's taxonomy places the organism in Eukaryota, Metazoa, Arthropoda, Insecta, Hemiptera, Pseudococcidae.